AUGGCUGAAGCUACUGGGGGGAAACGUGGAUCGCCACAGCGGCAUCGGGUUGGAGAGCACUGGAGUGGUGCCAAUCCUGUUCCGACUGUUCAGAAAUACGUCGAGAACCUUGACCACGAGAAGAAGGAGCGUGAUCACCGAAUCGGUGAGGAGAGUCGGCAAAAGGAGGAUCGACUGAAAAAACAACAAUGGGAAGAUACUCGCGGUGGAAAACAUUCCGAGGGCCAGGGAGAUGCGGUUGCUCACAAAGCGCGCGAGGUCUCCAAGGCCAAGAUGCGCACGGUGACUGAUCCGACAACGGGGAAAGAUAUUGGAGUUGAGGAUCAAGAUGAGACGUCAAUGGAAGCUGUUAAGAAUCCGAUGUUGACGGUGCCAAAUGCCAAUAUCGGACAGCCGACUGAUGUGAAAACCAGUCCUGAUCAAGAGCUGCCAGAAUACAAAGAAAAGCAGGACAUCACCGCGCCUCCUGACCCUAUCGCCGAAGGAACAACAUCCGAUGUGCCAAUUCGUGGUGAGAAGACCAAUGUGCUCUUCCAUCCCACACCGACAAUCACCUAUGCACCCAUGUUCAAGCAGUUGGAGAAGCAGGCAACGAAACUAUGCAUCGGUAUCCCCGUUGCUAUCAUUGUUCUUGGUAAAUUCUUUGGCGCUUCUCUUUGGGGCCUUAUCCCCUUGGCUGCAUGCAUUGCCAGCGGUGUAUGGUUAUGGGUACAGGAGGUCAUCCGGAGUGGCAAAGAGAUGGAAUGGAGCAGUGAGCAGAUGCGUGGUCAGACCGCCACCGCAAACCUUCUUCCAGAGUCUGUGGAAUGGAUGAACUCUUUCCUCGGUGUGGUCUGGGGCCUCAUGAAUCCCGAGAUGCUGACUCCAAUGGCCGACACAAUCGAGGAUAUCAUGCAAGCCUCCGCUCCAAGCGUCGUUGAGAAUGUCCGCAUCGCCGAAAUCGACCAGGGCAACAACCCAAUCCGUAUCCUGAGCAUGCGUGCCCUCCCGGAUGAGCAUGUUCAAAACCUCAAGGACAACAUUCAUGAAUCAAAUCUGAAAAAUAAAGACCCUCAAGAAGCCGCUGCUACCGAAGAAGGAGGCAGCUACUACAAUAUGGAGGCUUCAUUCGCCUACCACGCCAAGCCGAGCUCCGGCACAGCUUCUUCCAAGGCACGCAACAUGCACAUGCAGCUCGUCUUCUAUCUCGGUAUCCGUGGUUUAUUCGGCAUUCCUUUUCCCAUCUUCGUCGAACUGACUGAACUAGUCGGUACCGUCCGACUCCGUCUUCAAAUGAUGCCCGAGCCGCCUUUCGCAAAGGACCUCACCUUCAGCUUGGUCGGCAUUCCUCACGUUAAAGCGGGCUGUGUGCCCAUGCUCCGACGUGGAGUCAAUAUCCUCAAUUUACCUCUCAUUUCCAACUUCGUGAAUUCCUCUAUUGGCGCCGCUUGCGCAAUGUUCGCGGCGCCCAAGUCUAUGACUAUGGAUGUGAGCAUGUUGCUGCAGGCUGACGAUAUCCAGAAGGAUACUCUCGCCAUAGGUGUGAUGUGGGUUCGUAUCCACCGAGCUGUCGGUCUGAGCAAGCAGGACCGUCGCGGUAGCGAGGGCGGCGGUAGUGAUCCGUACAUUAACCUUUCGUUCUCGAAAUACGGGAAACCGAUGUACUGCACUCGUGUGAUCACGGAUGACCUCAAUCCUAUCUGGGAGGAGACUGCCGCACUCCUUGUCACGCCGGAACUGAUUAAAGCGGACGAGAACUUGAGUAUUGAGCUCUGGGACUCGGACCGUAAUACUGCGGAUGACAUCGUGGGCAAGGUUGAACUGCCUAUUCGGGAGAUGCUUCAGCACCCGAGUAAGAUGUACCCGCAGGUAUCCAAGCUACAGGGUCUUGACGAGGGUAGUGAGAUGCCGGGUCAAUUGCACUGGGAGGUUGGGUACUUCGGGAAACCGAAGCUGCGUCCUGAGCUGCGGACCGAUGGCAAGAAGAAGGAUCUCCCUGAAAAUCUCAAGGGAAAUCCAACCUUCGAGGAUGAGAAGGGCACUAUCAAUAAUGAGGAAGAGGAUGCCGUUAUGCAUACACCUCCUGAUCCUAUCUGGCCGAGUGGUAUUGUGCACAUUGUCGUGCACCAGAUUGUUAACCUCCAGCUUGCCAAUAUCAAGGGCAGUGAUGGAAACCGCAAGGGCAAGGAGUACGAGCCUGCAAAGCCUUUUGGAGAGAAUACGGAAGAACAAGGUGGUGAUCUGCCUACAAGUUACUGCAAGAUCAUGCUCAACGAUCAGCUGGUCUACCGCACACGCCCUAAGGCCGUGAGCUCUAAGCCAAUCUUCAACGCUGGAACCGAGCGCUUUGUCCGUGACUGGCGCUCCGCCGUCGUGACGGUCACCGUGCGAGACCAGCGAUACCGAGAACAUGACCCGAUUCUAGGUGUAGUGCCCAUCAAACUAUCCGACAUCUUCCAAACCAGCUCCCAAGUCACACGCUGGUACCCUCUCGACGGCGGCGUCGGCUUUGGACGCAUCCGUAUUUCCCUCCUCUUCCGCCACGUGGAGACCAAGCUCCCACCCACUAUGCUCGGUUGGGACGUCGGCACCUUCGAGUUCGGCGAGAACCGGAUUAUCGCCAAGGACUACGGUCAUUUGUCCAAGAUCAAGAUGCGCACAGGCGGAAGUACAGGCAAGGUUCCUCGGUGGAAAGCACACACAGAAGGCAACGAUGUGAUCUACGAUACAUCGGACGAGACCUUCCGUGAUACUCUCCGCCUACCAGUGAAGCACCGCUACAGAUCUCCCGUCGUCUUCGAAUUCCAUACGAAGGGCAAACGUGGUGCAGCAGCCUAUGCCGUCCUAUGGCUACAGCAUCUAGUCGAUAACGAGAGCACUGAGAUCGAUAUCCCAAUCUGGACAACUAAGAGCGGCGCCCGACUCACUCAGAACUACAUCACGGAAGAGAACUGGCGCGCAAAGGAGGUGCCCGGCCUCGAAGACCUUACUACAGUCGGUCGGCUGCAAUUCAACUGCCACUUUUCACCGGGUAUCGACGAGUCACACGAACGUUUCGUCGUCGAUAAUGAUUCCCGUGAAACUUUCGAAACAUGGGAAGCUUGCGUCUCACAGGGCGUUCGCUCCCGCAGUGUCUCUAUCGAAAUCCCCGAGGAAGUCCAACAGAAACAUGAACAGAGUCUCAUCGACUCCCGUGAUGUCCUGAAACAUGCCCCUCCUAAUGAACGUCGCCAAUGGAUCGACCGUGAAGGUCAUGACUGGAGUGGUGCUUUUGGGCAUGAUCCGCGCGCGUACACGGAUUCUAAGGGCCGAAAGGUCGCGGAGCCGGGGCAGGAUAAGCCGCCUCAUGAUCCUGUUACACCGCCACCGCUAAAGGGACAGCCAUCUGCGCGACAGGAUUCAGCGAACGAUGAGGAGCAGCAUGAUGAACACAGUGACUCUUCGUCAUAUGAGUCUGAUCAUGAGUCCUCAUCCGGAGGACCAUCUAUUAUUAGUGGGAGUGCAGCUACGGCUAGUUCCUCAAAGAGUAUGGAGCAGUCCAAUAAGGCCAAUCGGAGGAGUGAGCAGCGGCAGCAGCGAGGGCUGAUGCAGUGGAAGCCGGCUCGGAAUGCAGCUUUUGUCAAGGAUGAGGCGAAGUUUGCGCUUAGAAAGGUGAAGAAGAAGGUUGGGGCAGGUGGGCUUACGGGACGUGAGCCGGAUGUUGAGACAGAGACCUAA
This is a messenger RNA of Penicillium longicatenatum, 3696 nucleotides long. RefSeq names its product C2 domain protein. The record is from RefSeq and is a predicted model, not a curated record. Lineage: Eukaryota; Fungi; Ascomycota; Eurotiomycetes; Eurotiales; Aspergillaceae. The transcript is spliced from 5 exons. Gene Ontology annotation, molecular function: lipid binding. Bases 1 to 3696 code for a protein of 1231 amino acids.